AUGAGCAGUUGGGAAUACAGACAAUUACCGAACCUAUCUGAGCAACUAGGAAGCUCGGCUAUUUCUAUGGAUAUGUAUGGUGGAAUGAAAAUCCAAAAAACGACAAAAAUUGCUUGUCGAAAAUGUGGUUAUCCAGGCCAUCUUCCGUUUCAAUGUUACAAUUUUCUGCGACCUAAAGAAGAAAGCUGUGCAAAUAUCUCUUCCACAAGUUCAGAAUCUGACUACGAAACGCCACUUACUGCUAAAGAAAAUAAACAGAAGAUGAAACGAAGAAGCGAGAAACAUAAUCAUCACAAACACCAUAAAAGGCGAAAAAGGACUCAUAGUAGUUCGACAAAGCAUAAGAUCAAGAAAAAGAGAGAGAAGCGCCCUGAAUCAUCGACUGUAUUGCCAUCAAACUUAAAAACGAAAACUGGAACUAAAUGUUUAUAG
This is a messenger RNA of Brugia malayi, 432 nucleotides long. Its product is annotated as LD15209p, putative. The transcript is spliced from 3 exons. The record is from RefSeq and is a predicted model, not a curated record. The coding region runs from base 1 to 432 and encodes 143 amino acids. Lineage: Eukaryota; Metazoa; Nematoda; Chromadorea; Rhabditida; Onchocercidae.